AUGCUCCCAAAUGUCGACUGUGAGGAGUCGCUUGUGGACAUCCUUGACUGGGCUAAGGGCGUUGUCAUCCUUGUUCUUGUAAAGAAGGCACCAGCUGGAGCCGAAGACUAUAGAAGCCUUUGCUGUGAAUGUCUCCUUGAACUUCUCGACAGACUUGAAGUUAGCAGUAAGGACUUCAGCAACCUUUGGUGUAACUGGGAUUGUUUCAGGCUGAAGGCACUUCCAGAAGAAGGAGCGGUUGAAGCGCUGGGUAACGUUGUUAAAGAGUGGGGCUUCUGGAUAACUUCCUCAAUGGAGAAGCCGAAGAAACUGAACCCAUAUCCUUAG
Molecule: messenger RNA, 327 nt
Organism: Trichomonas vaginalis G3
Lineage: Eukaryota; Parabasalia; Trichomonadida; Trichomonadidae
Exons: 1
Coding region: 1-327 (108 amino acids)
Source: RefSeq, a predicted model, not a curated record